GUCCCAUCGCCGUUUCGAAGGGCGCUGGGAAAGGAGGCUACCAGAUCGGCCCGAAGCAGGAGUUCGGGCUGCCGCCCCAGCCCGUCGACGGGAAACCUCCCAAGAAGAAGCCCAAGAUCGGCUGCGGCAUCUGCGGCGAGAAGACGGAUGCCAUGGCGACAGCGUGUAAGUGCGGGAGGUGCUCUGGGACGCACAAGUUCGCGUUCCCUUUCUGGGACUGGGACACGUUGACUGACCAGUACCACAGCAACGAGAAAGUGAAGGCUGGCUUCGACAACUCGCACCAAAUUCUGCACAAGCAAGGCGGCGUGAAACCAGAGAUGGAGUCCGAGGAGACCGUGGGGGAGAAGUCUGGCCUUUUCGAGGACACGGUCUGGUCGUUCCGUUGCCUGAAGGAGAGCGACGUGACCGCCUACUACAAGAAGCCGCCGAGCGAGAUCGACAUGAAGCCCACGAGCAUUGUGGACCAGAGCGGCGCCCUCAGGAACGUCUUCGUACAGGUGAACCCUGACCAGCCGCACACCAUCGUGAACAUCUACCGCCGCAGGGAGCUCAACCAUUCCAUGCUGGCGAUGCCUACAGGUCGGAGACUGUUCCCCCAGCAGGGCGCUAUCCACAUGCAGUCCUUGAUUGAGAACCGUUGCGCGGACCUCAGGGCUUUCUUCAACGCGCCCACUCACGAGGACAUCCUGAGUAGGCUCCAGGACAAGGCGACGGUCGAGGAAAUCGCGGCAAAAAACAAGGCCCUCAAGUCCAGGAGUUCGGGUUCAGCGCCGUCGAGUUUGCCGCCGUCGGGGCCAUCUUCAGAACCGGUGGUGGCCUUGGCCGAUGGGGCUGCGGCUGCAGGGCCGACGGAGGCGGCGAGCGUCCCCAAGGCGACCGACCCAGGCGAGCCCAUGGGCCCGCCAGCCUCCACGCCUGUGAAGAUGAACAUGUCUGCCCUGUCGCAGCUCGAGGGUUUCCGCCUGGCCAGCAGCUUUGACGAUGGCGAGGCCAUGGAGGAGGAGUCGGAGGAAACGGACAAGGAGACGAGGACGGCGAGGGCUUCUUGGUCCAAGCUCCGGUUUUCUGGGAUGCAAGGGUACAUUGAAAAGAGCACGUAA
Prorocentrum cordatum is the source of this 1103-nucleotide messenger RNA. The record is from the annotation of a GenBank genome assembly. NCBI's taxonomy places the organism in Eukaryota, Dinophyceae, Prorocentrales, Prorocentraceae.